GAAACAGACGCGCGUUUCGACAGCGACUCUUCUUCUCUUUCUCUGACUCACCUCCUCCCUCUCUAUCGUACCAUUCAUUAUUGUCACUCCUCCAUCUCUCUCUGCAGAUUUUGUGUUGAUUUUCUCUUCAUAUCUCUCUCUCUCUCUCUCUCUCUCUCUCUCUCUCGCCUAUGCAAACUCUAGGGAAUUUACAGAACAGAGAAAUGAAGAAAAUCGUGUUGAGACUGGAUCUGCAUGAUGACAAGGCCAAGCAGAAGGCCCUCAAGACAGUUUCAGCCCUCUCAGGGAUAGACUCGAUAGCAAUGGAGAUGAACGAGAGGAUAAUGACGGUGAUCGGAACCGCGGAUCCGGUGACAGUGGUGAGUAAGCUGAGAAAACACUGGCCAACGACUGAUAUAAUGAUGGUGGGCCCGGCAAUGGAGCCGGAGAAGGAGAAGGAGGAGGAGCCUAAGAAAGAAGAGGAGGCCAGCAAGAAAGAGAAGGAAGCCGACAAGCAAGAGGGCGAAGCUCCAAAGAAGGAGGAAGGAGGAGAAGAGAAGAAAGAUCAAAGACAAGCGGCGGCGGCGGACCAUGCCGUAGAGCUAUUAAAGGCGUAUAAAGCGUAUAAUCCUCAUCUCACUACGUAUUACUACGUUCAGAGCAUGGAAGAAAACCCUAACGCUUGCCUUAUCUCUUGAGAUCAUCGUCGUGAUUGGUGUUUUCGUCCCAUGAUCUCGUUAUGAUCAGUAGAAUAUAUAUAUAUAUAUAUACACACACAUAUAUACACACAUAUUAUAUAUAUGUAUUCGAUCUAUCAUGAUGAUUUUCUCCUAUCAUACGGGAGAUUUUUUUAAAAAAAAAACACGGAUCGAUGAUGUAUUUUGUUUGUUGUUGUAUGAAGGGUCGUUGUGUAUAUAAUAAAAACGGUUAGUGUUAUUGCUCUUGUUACGGUGUCUAGUUCACAUUA
Tarenaya hassleriana is the source of this 946-nucleotide messenger RNA. RefSeq lists its product as uncharacterized. The record is from RefSeq and is a predicted model, not a curated record. Lineage: Eukaryota; Viridiplantae; Streptophyta; Magnoliopsida; Brassicales; Cleomaceae. Gene Ontology annotation, molecular function: metal ion binding. Bases 171 to 677 code for a protein of 168 amino acids. The transcript has 3 exons.